Molecule: messenger RNA, 2373 nt
Organism: Maylandia zebra (zebra mbuna)
Lineage: Eukaryota; Metazoa; Chordata; Actinopteri; Cichliformes; Cichlidae
Gene: lg6h4orf33
Product: linkage group 6 C4orf33 homolog
Source: RefSeq, a predicted model, not a curated record
ACAUUAUUCUGUUUUACACAAUUUGAUAACAAACUGCGGGUGAAUCAAAGGGUGAAACGCAGAGUAUUUAAAGAAAUUACACGCGCACUCGGAGCACUCUUGUCCUGUAGCCAGUGAAAACAAACAUGGGGGUGACUCGUGGACUGCAGUUUAUAACACUUUUCCACAUUCUGCUAUGCUGUGAAUCUCUUCCUCGCACGCAAAUGCAGUUUGACAUCGAACACACUUGGGACAGCAACCCUGUAAAUCAUGACCCCCUCAAAAUCACCUUCUCUCCUGGGUUAGGAGGCCUGAAGGUGGAGGUGUCUGGUCCAUUCUUCAAUGACCCGGCUGCUCCUGCAGGGCCCCCAAGCCAGGCCUUCCCUGGACUGUGGAAUUAUGAAGUUGUAGAGACCUUCUUCCUUGAUAGUACUACAGAAAAUUACCUGGAAGUCGAGUUUUGUCCACAUGGACAACACCUGAUAUUACUACUGUCAGGAGCCGGCCAAGCAUUCCUGCAACAGCUUCCCAUGGUAUUUAACACCAAGAUCACUGGAGACAGAUGGACAGGUGAGGCUCUCAUCCCUUGGACAUACUUCCCUCCCAAUGUCAACAAGAUGAACUCCUACGCGAUCCAUGGCUCAGGAGAGAAUCGUAUAUAUGAGGCUCUUUAUCCCAUCCCCAAGGAGGAGAUAGCCGAAGGACAAAUGCCUAACUUUCACCGGCUAGAGUAUUUCAAAGAUUUUCGCCUGCAGAGCAUCAUGGGAGAGGGUUGGGUCCAACCACCAUCUGAUCUAUGGCUUGGAAAGCCUUAAGCUUCUCAGAAACACUCCUCUUUGCCUGUUUCAUUCUUGCAGACACAUAUCCACAAAAAUCCUCUAAAACAGCAGCAGGGCAAUAGGAUAAACACUCUCUGACAGGGAACAAAGGGCAAUCAAUCUUUAUUAGUUAAUGAUGUCAAACGAUAUGACAUGAAAUAUGUUAUCAGCUUGUCAGAUUGCGUUAGUCUUCACACACAUCUGUGCAAGCACACAAACAUGCACUGCAAGAUAUUGGACGUCGCCACAAAUUGCCUGAGCAGAGCGUGACCUACAACACUUGUACAGUGGAGGAAAGCGCACAGCUUAAGUGUUUGACUUCAGUGGGAUAAUUCCUUGCAAUUCCUCGUGAUUCUAAACCCUAAAUGUUGAGACACUGAUAUUAAAAAAAAAUAAAAAAAAGAAAAUGUGCGUUCUUUUGGUUUGUCUUUAUUGUCAUUCCAUUACUAUGAUUAAUGUCCUUUAUAAUGACAUCUUUUUACAUACUGCUGCUGUCCUUUUUCUGUGAUUGAUGUCACUUUAAUUUUAUGUCUGAUGUUUGAUUAUGUUUCAUUCCCAUGUCUGUAAAAUAAUUAUCUGACAUUUUGUGGUAUAAUCUUUUUCACCUUUUGCCUGGGGGUUAGAUAUGAAGAUCAGUGUCGUCCUCAUGUAUAGAUGCCAUUUAUGUGGCUAGAUGGUUUAAUUUCUGACUUCUUCCCAAAACUUUAAACUGCUCCAGUAACUUUACCAAUAUGAAUACCCAGUUCCCUUCUUACAUAAAACGGCUGUAUGAUAUGGAUCUUAGUGGCAGAUAAAUAUUCAUAAUUAAUAGCUGAUGAAUUUAUUACUCUCAUAUAUACACUCACUAGCCACAUUAUUAGGUAUACCUGUGAAACCACUGUCAACUCUACUACUGUUUGCAUUAAUAUUAUAAAGAUGUUUUUUCACCAUAUCAAAACACAAGAAAGGGUGAAAUAUUAAGAAAUUUUAUCUCUUUAUUAAGUACAGAGGAAUUUACUUUGUAUAGGGUUGCAUUAGAUAUGCAUCUGUACCUGUACUUAAAAAAGUGUCAGUGAGUAUAUAUAUCAAAGACCCACUAACUCAAUUUUCCACCCACUUUCUGAAGUGGAGAUCACAGACCUUCAGAUCUCCGACAUACACUGACACACACAAACGGUGAUUGGGGACUUACAGAUCUCUGUGUUCUCUCCAUGACCCCCAAGUCAGUCCCUCUUGCCCCCACUGCAGCUCCUUAUAGAGCCUGCAUAUUUAUCAGAGACUCCUUUCAGAUCACUGACUGGCUAACCUCAUCUCCUAACCCAUAGAUGGGGGGGGGAUUGAUUUUCAUGUUGGCAGUGUUGCUCUUCACUGUGGCACCCCAAAAGCCUAUAUUGAGCCCUAUCAGUUUUAAUUGGCAUCCUCGUCUUUGAAAUGGGUGCAGUGAUUAGGCUUGGAGAGCCCACCUCUUAAGCCUCAUCCUUAUCAUCGCCUGCGGUGAUUUGCCACCACACUGAACAAUAUUCACGAGCACACACAUACACACAGAAUGGUCACACUAUGCAUGAACAUGUCUCACAAAUAAAAUGUUGACCUAAAA